Molecule: messenger RNA, 9394 nt
Organism: Caenorhabditis auriculariae
Lineage: Eukaryota; Metazoa; Nematoda; Chromadorea; Rhabditida; Rhabditidae
Source: the annotation of a GenBank genome assembly
AUGAGCGACUCCAACGACGGGGACCACGAUGGCUACUCGCUCAGGAAAAUGUUCUACGUCGAACUCGACCUCGAUACUGAGGUCAGGCAAUUCUUUUGGAGAACAGAAUCGAAAAAUUGUAUUCUCUUUGGUCACGAGCAAAGUCCAAAUCUCCUCAAAAAGAAAAAACUAGAGCUUUUUCUUGAGUUCUUCAAAAAGGUGUCAGAAGUUCCUCUGCAUUUCCUUUUUUUUUCUCUUAAUAGGGUCCUUUUUCCCAAACUUUCUUUUAAGGCCUUUCUGGACUUUUCCCGUGGUUUGGGUGUUGCUAGUCCAGAAAACAUUGAAUUUAUUUUUGAACCCACAAAAUUAUCAAAAAAGGCUCUCUUCCUAUCAUUUUUCAUUCGAUAAGCUUCUCCUUCCUCAUUUUUAAAAAAUCUAGAUUGUCUGGUUUAUCUCUCCAUACACCGGCAAGGUCACAAGAAUCGAAACAGCGCGUAAAAAAGAGAGAUCAACAGAUCGCAAGCCAAAAUCUAGUGAAAAUGGGAUAGAAAUUUUUGGAUUGGAAUUUUUUUUUCGAAACGGAAGAUAUUCAUAUAUGCAGCAAAAAAAAUUUCAAGAUGAAAGUUCAAUUUGAGUUAUUAUUAAUCCUCUCAAUUUUGACAAAUCAACGAACUCUGCACUCUUCUUUUCAUUUUUUUUUUUCGACAUUAUUCAAGGACUCGAUAUCUCCUCCAAAAGGCCUCUGUUUUCAGUUCCUUCUUCUUUUCUUUUUUUGUCAAAAUUUUCCAUCAAAACGAAGAGAAACUAUUAAAAUCUUUGUCAACCAUGGAAAUAAAAAGCGUCGUAAACAAUGAAAAAAAGCGAAAGAAAUUUUGCGAGACUUUUUUUCGUCGAACUCGGGUGUGACGUCAUUUUUUUCUUCUGUUUGAAUUUUUCCAAUAAGUUUUUUUAAACCUAAAUUUGUUUUUGGUUUGUUCAUUGACCUUUAUGACUUUUUGAAGAAGUUUCUUUUCCCAUCUCCGUCCAGCUUUUUCCUUCGUUUCUUGGACUUUUCUUGAACCCACUCUUAUCUGGGUUUUCGGCUGGAACAAGGGCAUCUGAAAGCUGAGACGAGCGGCUCCGGCGGGGAGAAUUUAUUAUUCGAAGAGCCUGGUUCUGGCACUCGGCCUCAACAUUCCAAUUCAUACUUAUACGGCUUUUCCCUCAAUCCGACUUCAAAAUGCGCGCGUUUUCAAAACAUCCUAAGCUUCGGAUGAAUUGUUAAUCAAACGUUUGAUUAAAAACUGUGGGUUUAGAAGUUCGUUUCUUGGGUACUUUUCAAAUUUUGAACUUCAGUUUCUUUUUUUUUUCUCAAUUUCUUGGUUCAAAAAUUGAUGCUGUGACUCCAAAUCUCAAAAAAAAAAAUUUUUCAUUCUAGGUCCUUCUGAAAAUCGUUUAGAGCUCUAAAUUUACUUUUUUCAACGUUUAGAUUACGAAACUUACUACCUUUCAAGAUUUUUCCUAGUUUCGAAUUUUGAAAAGGUUGUGGACGGAACCAACUCUCAUUCGAAUCCACUUUCUAAAUUUUAGUUCGAAAGUUCAUCCGCGACGCUUCCACCCAGACAGGCGUCGCGACCCAUAACCGAAUCUCGAAUGCUCAAAUUUCCCGCCAAAUGCAAACAAUGCAUCCAAUUUGUUGAACCCCCACUCGAUACUUUCUCCCAUGAGUGUGAGAAUGAGAAAAAAAGUUCUGUUUUACUCAUUUCCGUGUUUUGAUGAGAAGAAAAAGCUCAAACCAGCCCAGACAUUAUGAAAUUCCUACGCUAGUGAUUGGAUUUGCGCAAAAGAGUCAAAGGAAAACUUUUCCGAGCAUUACUUCAGCGGUAGUAUUUCUUGAAUAGUUCUUUCUUCAUUUCGUAUAUUUUCGUAUAAGUCUUUCACUUUUUUCGCGACUUGAAAGUGGCGAAAACCUUUGGUUGCUUACUUUUGCUGAAACUGUGUUGAAGUGUACUUUAGGAACUUUUUAUUCCAGAACGAAGAAAAAAAUUUUCGCAAUAGGUCUUUUGUUCGAGUUAUGAAGCUUCGAAGUUCGCAAAAUACGGAACUUAUUUCAAAAAAGCGCUAUUUCAAGCUUUUGAAGCGUGUUAACCGACCUGAUUCGAGACAUUUUCAACUUGUUCUGCAGUCAGGGGGUCUUAAAGUACACUUCAUCAAAAGGAAACGCUCCCUGGUUAGUGUCCCACGACUUGAAACAAUGUUUUCAUCAGUUUGAAUAGUUUUCUGAGCUUCCAGUGUUUAGAUAAGAAUUAUGUUUGGUUUUGAAAGGGAAAAUAUCGAAGAAUGUUAAACUGGCCUGUUCUAAAGUCCUUCUUGGAAUUUUCCAAAGACGUAGACGAUUUUUAGUGAGGUCUAGAAGGUAAGAGCCGCUUCCAAUCUAAUUUUAGGCCAUGCAAGGAUUCCAGAACAGACCAUAUAAUUAUCAUUCUACUAGCUCUCCGCCUACGUCACAAGAGUGCAUAUAUUAUAAAAGAGUGUGGGCCAUUAAAGAGGGAGCACGAGAGAUAAAGCUUAACCGGCCGAGGCUCAGAAAUAAUCCCAAACGAGCGUCUUCUCGCGUUGCAUUUCCGCAGAGAUUGUUUUCCACGGCGGCGCGUGUCCUGAUUGAAGCUCUUUCGAAGCGAAUCUCCAUUGAUUCCUCCACCCAACCCCCACGGCUCCAGACGUCUUCUGGUUCCCCGUUUCCUCUCUGUUUCAAGGUUUCGCGACGCCUUCCUCCAGAAGAUGCACAACCAGCAGCCCGCCGUCGCUUCGGCCAGAAACAAGGUGAGAUUCGGUUCAGAAGUCCCUUCAAAGGUUUUUCUUCUCCUUCAUUAUUUUCUUCUGUAUCUUCUAGUGUCUUUUUCUGUUGAAUCUUUAUACCUUACAUUUUCUGGAAGAGAUUCACGAAAAGAUUUGCUCGGACUUUUCAGGAUAUUUAGUGAUUCGGUUCAAUUUUAUUGGAAGAGUUGCUAAGAAUUAGAAUUUGACGGAUUUCUGAUCUCCUUCUCCACAUUCUUCUGCAUUCCUUACUUUUCUUCUGAUUCAAACGCCAUUUUUCGAACUUUAACUUCACCAAGGGAAUGAAAAAAACUCCAGUUUAUGAAAUUUUCAAAUUUCAUCGGAUUCUCUUCGAUGGAACAAGAAAGCUGGACACUAACUUUUGUAAAGAACCUACCUUGAAAUUUCCAAAAUAAAUGAACUACAAUAUAAGUUCAGUUUAUAGUGGAUAUUUUACUUUCAAUUUUCUCAAAGUCGGAUGAAGUCAUGUCCAACUAUUUUUGCUAUUUUUCUCCUUUCUUCAUCUCCUCUUACAAUUCAAAAAACCAAAUUCCAGAAGUCUCUUUCGAAAGACUUUCCACAUUUCCUUUUAUUCGUUUCACAAACCUCUCCGGGCUCUCAUCGAAAUUUGAUUGCCCGAGGCCCUUUUCCCGACGAUACAGUAGUUCAAGAUAUUAUUGAUGGAACACGUGGGCGAAGAAACAAAAAAAAAAGAGCGAUGGGAAAAUUUCGUGUUGAAAUUUUUAUAUCGUGUUUAUACGACAGCAAAAAAGAGGAAAUAUAAUGGGGCAGAGAUUUUUUCGUUCUUCGUGAAACCAUUCGUUGCCGUCGAUUUCUUGUCGACCGCUCCUCAUGCAGAAGCUGAAGAAAUCCAAAGGCAAGGCCCACAAGGACGACCCCAAGUGCAAAUGCAAGCAUUGCGCUUCUGUGAGUUCAAUUCUACUUGAUUCUCUCUUCAAUUAAUGUCAGGAUGAGUAACAGUUGUUAAAAAUUGCAGAUUUUCUUGAGUUUCUAUAGACCUCCUCACAUUGAAAAACGUUUGCCUUUUCUCAGUAUUCCGGUACCCAAAAUGAAUAAGAACCUUCGCCUGAUAAGCAUUAGAAGAUUCAAGGAAUAUCGUUUUAAAAAGGAUGAUUCUCUUUUAUUUUCAUACUCUUUAACUAACCAUGAGUUUGCACGCGCCCGACCUGUAACGACUCCUGUCCAGCGUCAUAGGGAAAAUUAAAACAAGUUGCGAAAAUCCACGAUUGGAUCGAUUUCAACUUUCAGCCAUUCAAAGUGCGACCACGCGGUGAAGGAAUUGUAUAAUUUCUGUGAUUUUAAGUGUAAGCGAUUUUUCGGAAAAGCUAAGAAAAGCGGUAAAUUGAAUGUAAAAUUGGAUAAAAUCUAUUUUUUGAACAACUUUUUGAAAAUGUCAAGUCAUUUUUUUGUGUGAAAUUAUUGAAACACAUUGAGGAGGAUAAAAACUUUUAAGGUUAUCAAAAAUCUUUUUGGUGACAUUUUUCAUACUUUCCUUCGAGAUUCAAAAAAUCAUCGAGUUUGAAUAUAAAGAAACUUUUGCUACUGCGAAAGUACGUAGCUUUGAAAAUGAAAAUCAAUUUUCUGACAGAUUUUUAGAAUUUUUCUUGUUGAUUUCUUAUGCAUAACUGCUAGCAGGAGCAAUUUAAUAUUAGUUUCCCUAGUCUGCCUACAAAACCUAACUGAUGUUCAACUAUACUGACGAAUACAACGUCUUCAAAGUCAACAGCCGGAAGACGUCGACGACGAGGAUGAAGGAAAAAAUCGGAAAAGUCCCUGAGAAGAGGCCGUUAACCUGGCCGAUUGAGCCCCGCGGAAGUCUCCCGUCGGCCUAUCGAUUCGGCGGCAGGCCUGGCUCUGCCCAAUUCGACGACGAUUUUGGGCGCCGAAGAGAAGAGGAGAAGCUUCGCACCGCCCGUCUUCUUCUUCCUUUUUUUGUCCGUCGUUUUCUGCUUUUCGCCUCGCCAUUAUUCCCAGUCUCCUCUAGUACUUCACUUGUAUUAGUCGACUGGCCCUUCUCCUUGUUGAAUUUUUCAUUUCCGUCUCCUUUUUUUUGGUUUCGAAACGGAUGAGCUUUGGCUAAGAGUGGCUUUUUUCAACAAGCCUGAUCGUUUUAUUUUUUUCCUGUGGAUUUUUUUUUUCAAAACCAAAUUUCAACUUGAGAGAAAGACUUCUGGAAAUAGAGUUUUUUCUAAGAAAAUAAGGUUUCAAUUAAUAAAAAAAUAUCCCCCUCUGCAAUCAUUAACAUCAUAAAAAUGCCGUAGAAGGAAUUUUUUGCCUUUUCAUACUGUUUUCCUUUCAAGAGUUUGAAUAAUUUAGGUCUAGACUUGGAGAGGAAUUUUCAUUUUCCACACUUAUCAGCCGAAUGCAGUGUUUACCUUAUUAUUAUAGUCGUCAAAAGUGUUAUCACCCCGUUUCCCGCUGUUUUCACACCGAAUUCCAUUUCCGAGGAAAGAAAUCUCGUGUUGCAGCAGUGAAAAAAGAAUCGAUUGCUCCGAAAUCGCAAUUUCCCGUGUGAAUUUUUUUCGAAAAAAGAAUUUAUCACUUUUUAUCCUUUCCUAUUCGAUGAUUGGAUUGAAAAGAUUGCGAAUUGAAAAAAAUAGAAUUAAAAAUGUUCAUUUUCAUUGUUUUCCUUACAGAUGGCAGCACCGGCCGGAGCCCCUGCCGCGGGACAACCCGACCAGAAUUUCGACUAUAUGUUCAAGGUAUUUCGAAUUCCAUGAUUUUACAAUAAUUAUAAAGUUAGGAAUAUGUUUGGUGGAGCAGACUGAAAUUUGAAAAAAAAAUUGACCAAAACACCGAAAGAAUAAUUUCGUCCAUUUUGAAUUAUUUUAUCUGAGAAGUUCCCUGUUUUGACCAAGAACAGCCCUAUUUUUCUUAUGCAUAAGAGUGUUAUGAAGGCUUCUGUUGAUGAAUUAAUUAUUUUUGCUGGUUCGACAUAAUUCAAUUAUUCCGCUUGCAAAGUUCUUUCAAUUCCAAUUAGAAUCACUUUCUCGCAUUUCAAGUCAAAAAUUUUGAAGGAUUUUUUCUUUCCUUAUUUUAUCGAUCGAGUUAUCAAUUGAUGACAACCUGCUUUUAUUUUUUUUAAGUUGAGAACAUCUUAGUUUUUUUUUAAAUCAAAAGGUAAAUGCCAGCUGAUAAUUCUUAUCACAAUGAUAUUUUUUUAAGUGAUGCAGAAAUUUGGAAAUUUUCUGAAAAUUUAAUUAUUUAUUUUCAAGCCUAACCUUAGUUUUUAUUAACGUAUUUCAUCACGUCUGUUCUCAAAAUUCAAUCAAUCUUUGCAAUUGAAGCAUGCUCCCAGCUGCUUUUUAAUGUAGGCCCCAUAAAGACCCCUUCGAGUAGGUUUCAAUCGACGGCGCGUACGUGUGCCAGACGUCAAGUCCGUCUUCAUAGUGAUUUUCUCGUCAGACCUCUCCGUGCGUUUCUUGGAGCUCUCGGCGGAGCCAACUCUCUUCGCGCACCCCUUCUUUUCACUGAGCACACUUCGAUUCAAGUUAUUGGAAAAAAAGAAUAGAGGGUCCAAAGAAAUGCGCGGCCAGCCGGAAAAAUUUCUCUGAAAGGACAAAGCAAUUUUAAAGGACAUGGGAGUUUUAUAGAAAGUUAGAAACUUUUCAAUCAAUUAAUGCGGGAUAGAUUCUCACAGUUUUUCGCUUGAGUAUUAAAAUUACAUUUUAAAAAGAAAGGGGAAAAUUACUUCAGAUCAAUUUUAAUUUAUAAAUUAAAAAAAAGUCUGCAAGCACAAAAUGAUGCACUUACUACGAAACUGAAGUGGUGCUUCACAUUGAAUGUUGAACUUUUUAAUUUUUUUGUUUAAGCUAAUUUCUCCUUUUUUUCAUAAUCUGGUCGAAGGGGAAUGGUUUUUUUACGUCUAUUACAAAUUCAUGCGGUUUUUCCCAUUUUUUUGGCUGAUCAAAAAAAUUUGAAAGCCUAAAAUUAACUUAAUUUUUUUAAAACGGCCGCUGAUUUGCAAGCAAAUAAAAUUCUUAAAAAAAGAAAAUUACUUUUUUUAUUAAAAAAAUUUAUAGAAAAAGUUUACUUUUUUUCACUUCUUGCUCGGCGAUUCAGAUUCAAGGUCCCUCUCUAGGGCUGCAGAGUAAACUUGGGUGAACUCUUCAAUAAAUCGUCAUUUUUUCUUAAAUUUUUUUUAACUUGGCUUCUAUAAAUUUUCAUUAAAGCUGUUGUUUUUCAGCUUCUGAUCAUCGGCAACUCCUCAGUGGGGAAGACGUCUUUUUUGUUCCGCUACUGUGACGACUCCUUCACGUCGGCGUUCGUCUCCACAGUCGGCAUUGACUUCAAAGUGAAGACCGUCUUCCGGGGCGACAAACGCGUCAAACUUCAAAUAUGGGUAUGAGAGUUGAAAUUAUCACUUUUUAAUUUUCUGAAAAGACUCCUCAGCCUUUGACGAGCUAUUACUGCCUUAAUUAAAACCUAGAGAAACAGCUUAAAAACUCUGCUCUCCUAAGACUUAAGUGUCAAUAGAAGUUUUUUCGUUGAUAGCUGAAAAACUAAUUAUUUUGAUCAAAAAGGAUCGUGUAAACGUUGAGUUUUCCAGGACACAGCCGGUCAGGAACGCUACCGGACCAUCACGACGGCCUACUACAGAGGAGCCAUGGGCUUCAUUUUGAUGUACGACAUCACCAACGAGGAAUCUUUCAAUAGUGUUCAGGACUGGUCAGUUUUUUUGUAUCACGAUUAUGUUUCAAGUCCGAAAAGCCUUAUGGAGACUGCAAAAAGAAAAAAAAAAGAUUAUUUGCAAACUUCUGAAAAGUGGGAAAAUGUUCUUUGAACUAUUUUUCUCAUUUUUUUACAGGAUUUUUUCUUUUGCCAAACUUUUCUUUUCCCAAAAUUUUCGUUCCCAAACUACUUAGCCUUACUCUUUUUUUAACUCCUACUGGCCAUCCUUCAAAGUACAUUAGUUUUGUGAAAAUAAAUAAAAGGACUUUAAGACUUUUAAUAGAAGCUCCAGUCUUUUUUUGAGAAAAUUUGGAAUCAUAUAAAAAUCAAUAAUUUUUCUUCGAGACUCUUUUAUUGAUAAUUUUUCUUUUUUUGACGUUUCUAUGCCUUCGUCAUGCCUAGUAAGUAUCGGCUGCAAGAAUAUCAUCAAUAUCUAUGGGAAUUUUUUUCUCUAGUUCAGAAAAAAAGGUUAAUAAAAUGACCUUUUUUUCACCCAUUUAUUAAUUUAAGAAAGCAUAAAAGUUCAAUUUUUCAUGGCAUUCUUUGAUCAUUCCUAACGGGAAAAUAAAAAGCCAAAAGUUUUUUUAUCUUAAUACUAUCAUUCUCAUUCCAGGUGCACGCAAAUCAAGACUUACUCUUGGGAAAACGCGCAGGUCGUUCUUGUGGGAAACAAAUGCGACAUGGACGCCGAAAGGGUCGUCUCCGUCGAACGGGGCCGUCAACUUGCUGACCAACUUAGUGAGUCUUAUUUUCUCCUUUUCCGUACUUUCCACGAAAUAGCCUAUUCUGAAUGCUUUGAAAAGAUUUCUAGGAACUCAUUUCAGAUCCCUUCUUUUUAAUUUUCGAGAAAAGAAUUGAAAGUUAUGAAAAUAAAAGAAAAUCGUUACGAGACUAUUUUUUAUCCUUUCUUCCACCAAGCACGAAAAAUCCUUCUAAUUUUUUCAGGCCUAGAAUUUUUUGAAACGUCCGCCAAGGAGAACAUCAACGUGAAAGCAGUUUUCGAGAAGCUCGUCGAGAUUAUUUGCGACAAAAUGGCCGAAAGCCUCGAUAAGGUUUCUUUUAUUUUCUUUCUUCUUUUUAUUUUUUUGUAUUUUUCAAGGAAAUUUUCAUGAUUCUUAGAAUUUUAAAUUUCGAAUAAAAUGAUUGAGAAAUUGUUUUUUGAAGCUCUCAGUAAACGUUCUUGGCGCUCUUCUCAAUCGAAAAUUCUUGAAAAACUCGAAAAAGCUCUGACACAUCAGUUAUUCAUGAUGUUUAGUCUGCAUCCAACGACUAAAAAUUCUAACUUUUAUUCGAUUUUUCUCAUAAAAUCGAAGAAUUUUUAUUAACCAGGCCUUUUUAAAGUUUUCAAUAAUCAAUAUUGAAGUCAGAGAGAAGCAUUUAUUAAAUUUUUUUAACUCGAUUUUUAACCAUUUCCUUUCUCCAAGCUAGCUUUUUUUCAAGUAGCGGUUCAACGAAUUCCAAAAACUUUUGAACAAGUUUUUUUAUCUGUUUUUUUGUAAUUUGAGACUUUCUCUUUUUGAGGUGGAUCGUCAUAGUUGAUGAAAAAAAAAAAAAAAAGGUUGUGAGAAAAUAUUGAGGUCCCUUAGGACGGCUGGCUAUGUGAAUAAAAAGGACUAUAUUUGAAGAACUAGGAAAAUAUUUGAUUUUUCGGAAAGUUGACUUUUUUUAAAAUUGGGAAGCUAACAGCAGUUCUUUAAGAAUAUGUAAGAAACUAUCGAAAUAAACUAUUGGAUGAAAAAAAAGUUUUUAUAAAACUAGACUUGCAAGGCCACCUUUUCGCGACUUUCGUAAUCUUGCAAAAAGGCGAAAUGGGGAAAAGCUAUCAGGAAAAGCUCAAAAUGUUCAGGAUCCGCAACAGCAGCCGAAAGGCCAGCGACUCGACGCCAACACGACGCAGAAGCCGGCGACGCAGCAGUGCAACUGUUAG